AUGCUUUCACGGGCCCCUGCCAAGGCAGAGUCCUUUCACCGUCUGCUCUUUGAAGCGACUGGGUCUCAAGGUGUUCGCAAGGUCGCGGAGUUCUGUCCUCAGGAUGCAUCGAACGCUGGGCGGCCACUUGGCCGUGCAGCUUGCUUGGAGCAGAUUGUGCUGGAGGCUCUGGCAUGCAGAGGCUGCCAACUUCAGAGAUCACUGCAGCCACAAGAACCCUCGAACAGAGUUUGGGGCUCCAGAACUGCAGAAUUUCGGCGCACCUUCUUCACGUCUUCACCGGCGGUCCAGGUCCUUGGCAGCCUUCUGGAAUCUGAGCGUCAACACUUGGCCAACACAGUUCGGUGGUUGACAGCUCUGAGCCGUGCCGAAGGUUGA
This is a messenger RNA of Symbiodinium natans, 378 nucleotides long. Lineage: Eukaryota; Dinophyceae; Suessiales; Symbiodiniaceae. The record is from the annotation of a GenBank genome assembly.